This is a messenger RNA of Dama dama (fallow deer), 528 nucleotides long. RefSeq names its product trophoblast Kunitz domain protein 1-like. Gene Ontology annotation, molecular function: serine-type endopeptidase inhibitor activity. Bases 1 to 528 code for a protein of 175 amino acids. The transcript is spliced from 5 exons. NCBI's taxonomy places the organism in Eukaryota, Metazoa, Chordata, Mammalia, Artiodactyla, Cervidae. The record is from RefSeq and is a predicted model, not a curated record.
AUGAACCGGCUCUGUCUCUCUGCAGCCCUUCUCUUCCUCCUGGUUAUCCUGGUGGACAGCACCCCUGUGUAUGAACACCACACCCAGGACCAAGGUCUGGAGACAAACCAUAGAAGGGCACCUGAGAAGCGUUCAAUAAUAGAUGUGAUUAGAAAUGUCAUCGGCGGUUUGGUUAAAGGUACCAAGAUUAUUCAUGGACUGGGAUCCGGUAUACUAAAAGGACUGGCUGACAAAAUCAGUAAUGGAUUUAAAGGUCAGGGGAUGAUUUCUGGAAUGCAGCUCGAGAACCAUACAGUCGAGGAGUUCCCAACACAAAUACUCAAACAUGCAGCUUCUAACCCUGAAUUCUGCCUGAAGCCUGAGUUAAAGGGUCCCUGCAAGGACCAGAUGACCAGGUACUUCUACAAUGCCAAGACCGGGUACUGUGAGCCGUUUGUAUAUGGCGGCUGCAAAGGGAACAAGAACAACUUCCAGACGCUAUCGGACUGCAUAGUGACCUGCUGUCCCGUGACAGUAUCCCUGUGGUAA